This is a messenger RNA of Microthlaspi erraticum, 435 nucleotides long. NCBI's taxonomy places the organism in Eukaryota, Viridiplantae, Streptophyta, Magnoliopsida, Brassicales, Brassicaceae. The record is from the annotation of a GenBank genome assembly.
AUGAAAGCAGGAAAAUCAAAGGCUGAAACCAGGAGCUCCAAGCUCUCUGUGACGAAGAAGCCGACUAAGGGAGCAGGCCGUAGCAAAGCGGCUGCUAAGGAUCCUAACAAGCCAAAGAGGCCAGCCAGUGCCUUCUUCGUUUUCAUGGAAGAUUUCCGUGAGACUUUCAAGAAGGAACACCCCAAGAACAAAUCUGUUGCUGCAGUUGGAAAAGCUGCUGGUGAGAAGUGGAAAUCCUUGUCAGACGCUGAGAAAGCUCCUUUUGUUACUAAGGCUGAGAAGCGCAAGGUUGACUACGAGAAGAACAUGAAAGCCUACAACAAGAAACUGGAGGAAGGUCCAAAGGAAGAUGAGGAAUCUGACAAGUCAGUGUCAGAGGUUAAUGAUGAGGAUGAUGCUGAGGAUGGUAGCGAAGAGGAGGAGGACGAUGACUAA